Messenger RNA from Musca vetustissima, 627 nucleotides. RefSeq lists its product as uncharacterized. Bases 1 to 627 code for a protein of 208 amino acids. The transcript has 3 exons. NCBI's taxonomy places the organism in Eukaryota, Metazoa, Arthropoda, Insecta, Diptera, Muscidae. The record is from RefSeq and is a predicted model, not a curated record.
AUGCGUACCUUCAUUGUUUUAUGCUUAGUGGCUGUAGCCUGUGCCGACAAAUUGGGUUAUAACUACCAACCCGUUGGACACUCCGAAACGAUUGGCGGUGGUAGUGCUAGCGUUGUUGCUCCCGCCAUUGCUCCCGUUGCUGAAUUGGAAAAGGAAUUCUACACAUUCUCUGCCCCGGAAGGUGAAUUCAAUGAUCCCCAUGCCGCUGAACGUGUUGCUGGUAGCUUGAAGAAGGGACUCCGUGUUGUCUUCAUCAAGGGACCCGAAAACAAUGGUUUGGAAGAUGCUGCCUUGGCUUUGGCCAAACAAGCUGCCCAACAAGAAACUGCUAUCUAUGUGCUCAACAAACAAUCCGAUCUCGGUGAAUUGGCCAACAAACUUAACCAAUUGGGUGCCAACAACAACCAGAAACCCGAAGUUCACUUCGUCAAGUACCGUACCCCUGAAGAUGCUGCCAAUGCCCAACGUGCCAUCCAAAGCCAAUACGAUUCUUUGGGCGGUUCAUCUCACAGUGUUAAUGGCGGUGUUGCUCCAGUUUUGAACUUUGCUUCUCAGCCAGCUGUUCGUACUGCCACAGCUCAAACUCCCCAGAAUGCUUAUUUGCCAUCAUCGGUAUUCCGUCAUUAA